Molecule: messenger RNA, 2126 nt
Organism: Microplitis mediator
Lineage: Eukaryota; Metazoa; Arthropoda; Insecta; Hymenoptera; Braconidae
Product: protein Star-like
Exons: 6
Coding region: 421-1365 (314 amino acids)
Source: RefSeq, a predicted model, not a curated record
UCAUCUUAAUUUAAAAAAAAAAAAAAAAAAAAUCAAGACCAAGUGCAAGAUCUAAAUAAAUUAAUAAACAGUUUGGCUUAUCUACUUGCACUAUUUAUAUAUUUAUAUAUCAAUUGUAUAUUUAAGUAUUUGAUAAGUCGAUGAUAAAUAUAUCAAAUGUUUACCGAAUUUGAGGCUGCAUUUUAUUCAUCGGAACAGCUGGUGAUUUAAUUGUUCGGUGACCGCUUAUAAUGAAUAUAAAGCUGAUGUACUUGCAGAAAUAGAAUUUUCUUCUGAGAACUAGCGGUCGUGAGUACUCCUAUGGAAAGAAAAAAAUCAUAUCAGUGGAUUUUAUAUAAUUAAUUGUUGAUAAAUUAACUGGGUAUUAAACAACGAUUGUAAUUAAUUACUUUAACAUUAUAAAUAAUUAAAAAAAACAAAAUGGCUGGAUUAGGAGCCGCAAUACCAUCGGUUGCAGGAACAACGGCACCAUUACCAAUCACAUCAAUAUCUCUUGGUAGUACGCAUAAAAAAAGUUUGUUACGUAGAGUUGCUCCUUGCUUAGCAUUUCUCGCGGCGUUUUCAUCUGCGAUGGCUUUGCUGUUGAUUUGGAGUGAAGCUGCUGCUCUCAGAAGACAAGCAUUUGAUGCAAAUAUGACAAAAGAUUACGUACUGAGAAGUGUAUCGAUGGAUAAUCCUCAGUUAGUUGCCUAUAUACGUGAAGUACAAUUAAAGAAAGCGACUCGUCAGUAUAAUUAUAACGUAACAGAAACACUUGAAGAGAAAUCAUUAGUUACUCUUCUUCAGGGUAAACGUAAUGGUAUUUACCUCGAGUACAUAAACCGGCCGGGUGCUGUGUUUACAACCUCCUGGCUCGAAGCCAAAUAUGGCUGGCGUGGUGUCCUUGUACUUACUGAUUUUAGAUCAUUUUUUGAAACAUGUAAAAGUAAUAGAAAUCAAGCAACUCGUGUUCUCCAUGCUUGUUUGAGUACCGACAAAGACACCAAGGAGAUAACUUAUCAUCAAGAAUCAGAAGUACGGGUCACCAAAUUAGGGGAGGGGCCAAACAGUAUUAUUUUCACUGAUGAAGGUCUGCCUACAAUGAGACUUAAGUGCUUCCCACUGUAUAGUGUUCUUCUUGCAUACAAUCAUACGACUAUCGAUUAUUUGAAUCUUGAUAGCACUGACAUAUCUGAUAUUCAGGUACUUGAUACACUUCCAUGGGACAAAGUUCAAAUAAAUUUCUUAUCGAUACGUUGGAGCGACCAUCAUACUGACGCUGAAUUCAAAGCUCUUAGUGACAAAUUAAAAGCUAGAAAGUACAGGUUUCUUCAACCAACAGACACGGGAAAAUUAAUAUUUAUGUAUUCAAGAGUUAAAAUUUAAUUCAUUUUUAUUUAUCAAUUAUUAUGGAGUGAUAAAUGCCAGUGGUAGAAAAUAAGUAAAUACAAUUGCAGAAUCAUACCCUCGUAAUUCGAUAGUACGAGAAAAUUUCAUCAAUUACUGUAUUAAUUUUUUUUUUAUAAGUAAUGUCUUAAGUUAGAUUAUUAUUUUUUUUAGUGAUUACAAAAUGGUGAUAAAAAAAAAAUUUUUUUUUUUUUUUCAAAUCCAGGCUGUAAUAAUCGUAAAUUUUAUUUAACUUUAAAAGUCAAUUUUUUUUCGAUGAUUUUUAUUUUUAAAUCUACUUAAAUAAUCAGUAAUAUAGUAUUUCAUAUAUAUAUUAGGGUGGUCGUUAAAAAUUAAAUUUUCUCAGACGCCUCAUAAAAAGCAUCUUUUUUAGUGAAAAAAUAAGUGGGGAAUUUGGUUUGUUUUUUUUUAAGUAAAAAGAACUCGUGUCUCAGGACGAUCAAAGUUCAUUUCUCGAUACAAUCGCGGUUUUUUUUUAAUAUCUCAUGAAAUAUGCAGAUUAAAGGAAAAAAUCAUAGGAGCAAUUUUGCAGGAAAUUAAAUUCUUGACAAAAAAGGUCAUGUUCAUUUUUUUUAUAAAAUGUGUAUUUAUGAAGAUAUUGUUAAUAAACUUUUUAGAUCUGAAUUGAGUGAUUUAAGGAUUACAAAUUUUGAAAAUAACAUUUUUCUAAGUAUAUAGAAAAUAUAACAAGCUUUAAUAAUUGAUAUGUUACGAGUUACGAAGUUGUCUAUAUUUAAGAA